AAAGAACGUUUGAAUGAUAUAUAAGACAGUUUUAAAAAUAACUUCUAUGGACCAACGCGCUUCUAAGUUUCAUUACUUUAAUCCAUUUUCAUAUUAAAUACCGAAAAUGGAAGAAAAGUCGAUUAAAAGUGCGAAAGAAAAUGGGAACACCAAAGAUGUUGAUUACGACGAACUUCUGUCAUCGGCUGGCGAAUUCGGUCGAUACCAGAUAUUUCUGUUCUUCGCUACGUUUCCGUUUUACGUAUUUGGAGCGUUCUCUUACUUCACCCAAGUCUUCUUAACAGAAACUUCGCCAAACCAUUGGUGUAUGGUGCCAGAACUUGAAAAUUUGACUAUUCUGGAAAGAAGAAGUUUGGCCAUACCAUUGAACAAAGAGUCACCAUUCGGAUAUUCAAGAUGUGAGCAGUAUGACGCAGACUGGACUGAAGUUUUAUCGUCAGGAGCCACCUUAAACAGAACAUGGAACACAGUGCCUUGUAAGCAGGGUUGGGAAUUUAAUAAAACAGAAUUCGCUUACCCAACAAUAGGUAGCGAGAUGGGAUGGGUGUGCGAAAGAGACAGUUAUCAAGCAACUGCACAAUCAAUGUUUUUUGUUGGAUCAAUUGUUGGAGGUUUUCUCGUGGGAUGGAUCGCAGACCGUUUUGGAAGGAUACCAGCUGCCGUAUUUAGUAACAUGGUUGGAGCUAUUGCAGGCACAGCUACAAUGUUUGCCUCUAAUUUUACGGAAUUCACAAUCUGCCGAUUUUUCAUGGGGAUGUCGUAUGACAACUGCAUGAUGAUGACUUAUUUGCUGGUGUUGGAAUACGUGGCUCCAAAGUACAGGACAAGAAUGACUAACUUAUCAUUUGCCCUUUUCUUUACAACGGGCAUUGUUUCGUUGCCUUGGAUAUCAUUGGCUUGUGGACAUUGGAAAACAAUAGCACUUGCAACAAGUCUGCCUAUGGCACUGUCUCUAUUAGCUCCGUUUAUUAUUCCAGAAAGUCCAAGAUGGUUAUUAUCAAAGGGAAGAAUUGAUGAGGCAAUAAAUAAAAUUACAAAUAUAGGACGUGUCAACGGAAAAGUAGUACCACAAGAUCUAAUUGAAGGCUUUAAAUACACCACACUGAACAGCAAAAAAGUGCCCGGAAAUAUAAUGGAUAUGUUAAAAAGACCUAUUCUAGCAAGAGUCUUUGUUUGUACUUGUAUAGAAUUUAUGUUUUGCAUGAUAAUUUUUGACGCUCUUGUCAGAACUAUAGGGCAGCUACAAUUCGAUUUUUAUGUAUCUUUUACUGUUAUAUCUUUAACUGAAUUUCCCUCGUUGGUCCUACUGUCUUUUAUAUUGGAUUACACUGGAAGAAAGUCUAUGAUAUUUGUAGCAAUGGUCGUAUGUGCUAUAUUCAGUUUUUUGAUACCAUUUGUUGGUGGUGGUUUAGCAUCGGUGAUAUGUGCAGUUUUGGCAAGAUUUGCAGUGAAUAUGGCUUGCAAUGCAGCUAUGCAAUGGACAGCAGAAAUGUUACCAACAUCAGUUAGAGGUUCUGGUUCAUCAAUAACACACAUUUGUGGAUAUAUUGGUACAGUGAUAUCACCGUUUGUAGCAUACCUUGAAGUAUUCAGGUCUUGGCUGCCGAUGAUUGUGGUUGGAGGUAUUGCAGUUCUAGCUGCUUUGAUUAGUAUAACGCUUCCUGAAACGGCUAACAGAGAUAUGCCACAGACAUUUGAUGAUGCAGAGGAGUUGAUUAGAAGUCAAGGAUUCUUUGAUUUACCACGUAAAAAGAAAGUCACUAAUGAAAAUGCUAAGGGCCAUGCGAAUGAAAGCUUUGAACUUAAUUAGAUUUAUGUUUUUGGUAUUUUGCUCUGCCCAGUGCAUUGUGAUUAAUGUUACGCUAGAGCUUAAUAAAGAUUAUUUGAUUAUCGUAUAGUACUAGAGCGAGCGAAUGUGGAAUUUUUCAAUAACAU
Spodoptera exigua (beet armyworm) is the source of this 1935-nucleotide messenger RNA. The record is from the annotation of a GenBank genome assembly. NCBI's taxonomy places the organism in Eukaryota, Metazoa, Arthropoda, Insecta, Lepidoptera, Noctuidae.